This is a messenger RNA of Hypomesus transpacificus, 1986 nucleotides long. RefSeq names its product involucrin. Gene Ontology annotation, molecular function: signaling receptor activity. The transcript is spliced from 7 exons. NCBI's taxonomy places the organism in Eukaryota, Metazoa, Chordata, Actinopteri, Osmeriformes, Osmeridae. The record is from RefSeq and is a predicted model, not a curated record. Bases 220 to 1803 code for a protein of 527 amino acids.
AGGAAGUUAAAGAGAAAAAUAGACGGCAAUUUAAGUGAUAAGCUGCACACUGUAUCUGUGUUGGAGAAGUAGCUUGGGGAUGAGGCAGGGCAGAGGGGCUGGACGAGGGUUGUAAACGUCUUUUUAUGUAGAUGUGAAAAGCCGAAGAGCUCAAACACACACAGACAGAGAAGGAGACAGAUUCACCUGACAGAGGAUUGUACACAUAUACAGAUCAAAAUGAAGACGCUGCUCUUCCUAUGGUGCACAGUAACAGUGGUCCUGGGACUGGCUCCAAACAAGGUUGUCCAGAGAGACCUUCUCCCAGCACAGGGCCAUGUGGUGCAAGAAGAUUCACAACCCCUGAUGGUGAAAAGAACUGAAUUGAGGCAGAUCAAACAGGACACAAACCCAGAAUCGGUCCCCCUGGUGCAGGAGAAAGAAGCAGAAGUCCCUUUGGUGCAGGAGAAAGAAGCAGUGGUCCCCCUGGUGCAGGAGGUAGAAGCAGUGGUCCCCCUGGUGCAGGAGGAAGAAGCAGAAGUCCCCCUGGUGCAGGAGGAAGAAGCAGUGGUCCCCCUGGUGCAGGAGGAAGAAGCAGAAGUCCCCCUGGUGCAGGAGGAAGAAAAGGAAGCGGUGCCUGUGAUGGACCCAGGCCUAGAUAUGGAGCCAGCAGCAGAGCCGCAGCCAGAGGAAGAGGUUGAUCCUGAGAUGGGAGUGAAAUGGGGGUUGGAGAGGUCAGAAGUUGAAGAAGGUCCUAUCUUGGAGGAAGAAUCCCUGGGGGUUGAGGAGCCAAUGAUGGAGCUGGAGCCACUAGAAGACGAGAGUCUGGUUGGACAGGAUCUGACCAGUGAUGAGCUGCAACAAUCAGUUUUCCAAUAUGAAUUAGAGCAAGAACCAAUCAUGGAGCUGGAACCAUUGCCAGAAGAGGGGCUCGGAAUGGAGAGGAAACCGUAUGUGAUGGAUGAAGAACCAAUCAUGGAGCUGGAACCGUUGCCCGAGGAGGGGCUUGGAAUGAACAGCAAACUACAUGUCAUCAUGGGUGAAGAACCAAUCAUGGAGCUGGAGCCUUUUGGCCGUCAUCCAGUCAUGGAAUACAAUGACAUCAUGGUUGAAAAGCCCAGGAUGGAACUGGAGCCAGAAAUACACAGAGUUCCUUAUUCAGGGACAGGUCGUCUUUCUGUGAUGGUGGAGGAGCCAGUGAUGGAGUUGGAGCCCUUGGCAGGGGAGGAGUCAGACCUUUCUCCAAUGAAGCGUGGGACUCCAGGAGUGGGAGGGCCUCUCCUCUUUGAGCAGCCAAUCAUGGGAGAGGGUCCAAUGAUGGACGGGGCUGCUCACGUACGGCUGGAGGCCGUGAGGGACAGGAGGGCUCUGGGGGAGGAGGGGCAGGCAAACCGCCACCAGGUGGAGACCUAUAUCACAGGGAGGCGCUCCUGUCCUGGUGUGAUCCUGGGGGAUAAAUGCUACCAGUUUUUCAAAAGUCCUAAAAAGGCUGCAGAUGCUGAGUUCUUCUGCCAGAGCAGUUUCCCCCAGGGCCACCUGGCCUCCGUCACCAGCCAGCAGGUCCACAGGCAGCUGAUGGACCUGAUGCUCCAGCACAGCGGGGCAUACACACGCACCUGGGUGGGAGGACUGCGCUACCUGGAGACUGGUCGCUUCAUCUGGUUGGACGGAGCACACUGGGCCUAUGAUGACUUCCUGCCUGGAGAACCCAAUAACACAGCAGAUGUUGAAAACUGUAUAGAGCUGCUGGCAAUUGGAAAUGGAAAGUUCAAUGACAUGCCCUGCUGGGACCUGAGGUCAUUCAUCUGCUCCCACCCAAUCUAGAGCUGAUAUCAGACCAGCAAAGGCUUCUCUCCUCUGAUGGGAAAGCUCAGGACUUGUUAGAGUCAAGAUGAUAGCAACGUGAUAGAACAGAACAUGCACGUUUGGAGAAGUUAAGGUUUAUUUUCUAUAUUUCGUGAAGUAUUUUGUUUUGUAUGAUGCCUGUGUAAAAAUUUACAUUUGUUG